AGUUAAUGAUUAGCUGAGCUGCUAUCACGUGAUUACGUCUCGGGCAAUCGCGUACGCUGCUGUGGAGCAUCUUGUCCCAGGGGUAGCUGCAGUAUAGGCUGUGCGUUUAGCUGAAGGUACAUAUUACACCCACCGACCACAGUACUGACAAAAGUGAUACUUCCAGCUGCCUGAUCUGAGAUCAACACAGUCAUUUCCAAACCCCAAGGACCUCAUAGUUUCAGCUAUGCCGCCUCCACUACGUCAUCGCUCUAUGCGGAUCUUCGUGAACGAUGAUCGCCAUGUUAUGUCCAAGCACUCCGCUAUCUAUCCCACACAAGAAGAGCUGGAGGCUGUGCAGAAUAUGGUUUCCCACACUGAGCGUGCCCUCAAGGCUGUGUCUGAUUGGCUGGACGAGCAAGAGAGGGGAUCUGCCAAAUCGAAUCCUGUCGAUGGUGCAGGAGAUGCACAUAAAGAGAUUGAGCCCAAAUCAGCGGAGCAGACGACACGCUCCCUGCGUGGUGUGAUGAGGGUGGGCCUGGUGGCCAAAGGCCUACUGCUGAAGGGGGAUCUGGACCUGGAGUUAGUGCUUCUCUGUAAGGACAAACCCACAGCCACACUUCUAAAGAAAGUGGCUGAGAAUCUCAGUGUGCAGCUCAAGCUCAUCACGGAGGAUAAGUAUGAGGUGAUGCAGUUUAUCCGUGACGCCUGCAUCAUGAUCAAAAACGCCAAGCAGCCCAGUCUCAAUCUCACCAUUCACCUGACGUCACCUGUUGUCAGAGAGGAAGCUGAGAAGCAGGCUAUUGGAGAAACGCUAUCAGUCAACGAUCCCCCGGAUGUACUGGACAGGCAGAAAUGCCUGGCUGCCUUGGCGUCUCUUCGCCACGCCAAGUGGUUCCAGGCCAGGGCCAAUGGGUUGCGCUCGUGUGUGAUUGUCAUCCGGAUCCUGAGGGAUCUCUGCACCCGUGUUCCCACUUGGGCCCCUCUUAAAGGAUGGCCUCUUGAGCUACUGUGUGAGAAAUCGAUUGGCACAGGGAACCGGCCAAUGGGAGCAGGAGAAGCUCUCCGCAGAGUUUUGGAGUGUUUGGCUUCUGGAAUCCUGAUGUCAGAUGGUUCUGGCAUCUCUGAUCCCUGCGAGAAAGAGCCGACUGAUGCCAUUGGUCACAUGGAUUUCCAACAACGAGAGGACAUCACCCAGAGUGCUCAACAUGCUCUAAGGCUUUCUGCUUUCGGGCAACUUCACAAAGUACUUGGAAUGGAUCCUCUUCCUUCUAAAAUGCCAAGGAAACCUAAAACUGAAACCCCGAUCGACUACACAGUUCAGAUUCCACCAAGCACAACCUAUGCUCCACCCAUGAAACGACCAAUUGAAGAGGAGGAGGGUGGUGAUGACAAGAGCCCUAACAAGAAGAAGAAGAAACUUCAAAAGAAAUCUCCAGAUGAAAAGUCGGAGCCUCCUCAGGCCAUGAAUGCUCUGAUGCGGCUAAACCAGUUAAAGCCUGGUCUCCAGUAUAAGCUAAUUUCUCAGACUGGACCUGUUCAUGUGCCAGUCUUCACCAUGGCUGUGGAUGUCGAUGGCAAGACUUUUGAAGCAUCCGGUCCGUCAAAACGCACUUCCAAACUUCAUGUAGCAGUUAAGGUUCUGCAAGACAUGGGCCUUCCCACAGGAGUGGAGCAAAAGGUUGCAGAACCAGUAAAAGCAGAGGUGGUACCACCCACUCCGGAGAUGGAGGUGAAGACUCCAGUCCCGCCAACUGAAAUGGAGGCUCCAAUCGAUGUGACCACAAACUCUGAGCCUGCUGAGAGCACUGAGGGCGCACGGCAGCAGGGCCCCAUUUUGACCAAACAUGGCAAGAACCCAGUGAUGGAACUGAAUGAGAAACGUCGAGGUCUCAAAUAUGAGCUUAUCUCUGAGACUGGUGGCAGCCAUGACAAACGCUUUAUCAUGGAGGUUGACAUAGAUGGACAGAAGUUCCUGGGUUCAGGCUCCAAUAAGAAGGUGGCAAAGGCAUAUGCAGCUCUGUCUGCUCUGGAGAAACUAUUCCCAGAUGGCUCCAACUCUGAAGCAGCCAAGAAGAAGAAAUCAAUGCACACACCAGGAUUUGGAAUGAUUAGUGGAGCGCCUGCUGAUCCAACAGCCAAUCCCAGAGGUAGAGGACGAGGGCGAGGUAGAGGCAGAGGGAGAGGUUUUAAUAAUGGCGGCGGAUAUAAUCAAGGUGGCUAUGGAAGUUAUGGAUAUGGAAACAAUGCUAACUCUGGCUACAAUUACUACAAUAAUGGUGGAGCUAAUGGGGGAUCUUCAGGAAUGCCUCCUGGACCAGGCCCAGCGUCCAGUGCCUCAGCAGGUGGUCCUCCAGAUACAGGUGGCUUUGGCUCAUAUUACCAGAAUGACUGCGGUUACUCCACCCCAGGUUCAGUGGGCAAAAUCCCUGGGAAGAAGGUUCCAAUGCACCAGGGAACUAAACCUCCAGGCACAGGAGCAGCUCCUGUAACCUACCCAAACCCCACGGGCCCGGGGCAAAGUUCCUAUGGCCAGUAUGGGCAGAACUACGGCCAGGGCAAGAAGAACUUUGGCCAAUCUCAAGGUGGCCCCACAGGUGGAGGUUACGGCAACUACAGCACAGCUUAUCCAUCCCAAGUGACAGGAGGUCCAGGGUCUCAGGACUACGGCUAUGAGGGUUAUAGUAACCAGUCAAACUACAGCCCACAAGGAUCCAAUCAGAGUUAUGGUUCCAAUCCUGGACAGUACCAUAAUCCCGGAGUGGGCUAUGGCCGUGGUGAAGGCAACAUGAACUACCAGUACAGAUAGAAUAAACCUGACACUCACACGCUCUUCAUCAGCAUUGCGGUUUUUGCUUGGUAAACCAUUUCCCAAGUAGCAGCCACAGAAUUGUACUUUUUCAGAUGUUCUCACUGACACCAUGUAGUUGUACAAGAUUAGGAAAAGUACUUGUGUGGGGUAUUUUUCGUGCAAGUGUGCUUUUUUUUAUUUUAUAUAUAUAUAUAUCUAUAUAGAUCCUCUCCUUAAGGACAAAGAACCACCACAAGCAUGUUGAGACCCGAUUUUGAAUUUGACUUGGCAAAUGUCAUUUUUCCAUAAAAUUUCAAAGCUGGGUAGUUAGACAUUCAAAGCUCGCACCCCCACUGUGUGUUUUUUUUUUUUUUUUUUUCUCUUUAAUGUUCGUUUCCCCACCCCCCCAUCUACCCAUUUUUAAUGACGUUUUAUUUAAAGGUUUUCAUUUUAUCCCCCUUCCUUAAAUGACUUUUGAAUGUUUGUGUUUAUUUCCCCGUCAUUGUAGACAUUUAAUAGUGUCCUUUUUUUUAAAUUACCUUUGCUUUGGAUAAACUUGUGAAAGAUGUGAAGUGUAAAUUCGGCUCGUCUAUAGCUGUUUUGUGUGUUUUUGGGGAAAUUCUAUUUUUUAGGAACAAUGUCCUUCACUGUAUAUUGUAACUACUCCUCAUUUUGGAAGGAAAGAAAUUGUGAGGUCACUGGACUGUCUGGCUUUUGUGUCUUUUAAUAUACUACUCUUUAACACUU
This is a messenger RNA of Silurus meridionalis, 3517 nucleotides long. RefSeq names its product interleukin enhancer binding factor 3b (gene ilf3b). The record is from RefSeq and is a predicted model, not a curated record. Gene Ontology annotation, molecular function: single-stranded RNA binding; double-stranded RNA binding. Gene Ontology annotation, cellular component: precatalytic spliceosome. Lineage: Eukaryota; Metazoa; Chordata; Actinopteri; Siluriformes; Siluridae. The coding region runs from base 227 to 2788 and encodes 853 amino acids. The transcript has 19 exons.